Molecule: messenger RNA, 1041 nt
Organism: Bipolaris oryzae ATCC 44560
Lineage: Eukaryota; Fungi; Ascomycota; Dothideomycetes; Pleosporales; Pleosporaceae
Exons: 1
Coding region: 1-1041 (346 amino acids)
Source: RefSeq, a predicted model, not a curated record
AUGCAAACAAUCAAAAACACAAUCGCCGAAAACUUCGGCAAAACAAUCUCUGGCGCCCACUCCCUCGCACCCGCAGACCAGCAAUUCUCCCUCGAGGAAGUCCCCGACCUCAGCGGCAAAGUCGCCGUCGUAACCGGCGGCUCCGAAGGCAUAGGCUACGGCUGCACGCACACGCUGCUCUCCAAAAACAUCUCCAAACUCUUCAUCAUCUCCAUGAGCAAAGACAUCGCCUCAGACGCCAUCUCCGCCAUCGCCUCAGAACUCGGACAGGACAAAGCCUCCCGCGUAGAAUGGCUACAAUGCGACCUCUCCGACUGGUCCGCCGUAAGCCGGACCUCCUUUGAAAUCACCCAGAAAACCGACCGCCUCGACAUCCUCAUCAACAACGCCGGCCGCGGCAUCAUGACCUACCAACUCGCCUCCAACGGCGUCGACCUACACAUGGCCAUAAACCACAUGGGCCACGCAGUCCUAACCUCCCAUUUACUUCCUCUCCUAAAAUCCACCGCUGCCACGGGCACCAAAGUCCGCAUAGCGCAACUCGCUUCCAACGCGCACCAAAACGCUCCCAGCGACGUUUCCUUCUCCUCCCUCGAAGAGCUAAACCAGGAUCUGGGCCCCAACGGCCAGUACGGUCGCUCCAAACUCGCCGCCAUACUCUACGUCCGCUACCUAGCCCGGCACCUCGCAUCCUCGCAUCCAAACGUGCUGGUCAACGCCACCCACCCCGGUGUCGUCGAGACACGCCAAUCCGUCGAACACAUCCACGAGGCGUAUCCGCUUGCGGGUUACGGCGUCAGCGUGGGGCUCGCCCCAUUUAAAAAGACGCAGUUUGAAGGUGCGGUUAGCACCAUGUUUGCGGCGACGAAGACGGAGAAGAGUGGGCAGUAUGUUUGUCCGCCUGCGAUUCCGGAGCCGGGGAGCGAGAUGUCGAGGGAUGAGGAGUUGGGGGAGAGGUUGAUGAAGUUGACGGAGGAGGUGGUGAGGGAGAAGACGAUGGGGGAGAGUAAGGGGAAGGGGUGUCCGUUUAGGUUUUACUAG